Vicia villosa (hairy vetch) is the source of this 490-nucleotide messenger RNA. Its product is annotated as small ribosomal subunit protein eS28. Gene Ontology annotation, molecular function: structural constituent of ribosome. Gene Ontology annotation, cellular component: cytosolic small ribosomal subunit; ribosome. Gene Ontology annotation, biological process: maturation of SSU-rRNA; ribosomal small subunit assembly; translation. The coding region runs from base 132 to 329 and encodes 65 amino acids. Lineage: Eukaryota; Viridiplantae; Streptophyta; Magnoliopsida; Fabales; Fabaceae. The transcript has 2 exons. The record is from RefSeq and is a predicted model, not a curated record.
AUUGAAUGUUAUAAAAAGUUGCUAUAAAUAGCAUAUAGGAAACCGAAGAAGGGUCUUUAACCCACUUUAUCGCAGUUGAAGAUUUUGGUUAGGGUUCCUCGCCUCCUUCCAUCACCAACAACAACAUCAAGAUGGAAUCACAGAUUAAGCAUGCUGUUGUUGUGAAAGUUAUGGGACGAACUGGAUCGAGAGGGCAGGUGACUCAGGUUAGAGUGAAGUUUUUGGAUGAUCAGAAUCGUCACAUCAUGAGGAAUGUGAAGGGACCAGUUAGGGAGGGAGAUAUUCUCACCUUACUCGAGUCCGAGAGAGAAGCAAGAAGACUCAGAUAAAUGAGUAAUGUUUGUUAUCUUCAAUUUCAGACAUGUUUAUUUCAUUAGCUUUCAUUUGGCUGAGUUUUUCAGUAAACUAAAAUUAUACUCUGUUGACUCAAUGAAGAUGUGGUUCUUGAUUACUUUGAUUUAGUUAUGCAAAUGCUUAUGAUUUGAAAGUA